Aspergillus brunneoviolaceus CBS 621.78 is the source of this 1272-nucleotide messenger RNA. RefSeq names its product FAD-dependent oxidoreductase. The transcript has 2 exons. The record is from RefSeq and is a predicted model, not a curated record. Gene Ontology annotation, molecular function: FAD binding. Lineage: Eukaryota; Fungi; Ascomycota; Eurotiomycetes; Eurotiales; Aspergillaceae. Bases 1 to 1260 code for a protein of 419 amino acids.
AUGAACCCAACCCCGUCCAUUGCAAUCAUCGGCGGCGGACCAAGUGGUCUCCUCUUCGCUCGCCUUCUCGAGAUCAACGGGAUCACCGACUACGUCGUGUACGAGCGCGAUGAGUCCGCUAUUCCAAGUCCGUGGCAGCAAGGAGGCACACUUGACCUCCGCCCCUCCUCAGGUCAACUGGCGCUCCGCCGCGCCGACCUGUUCGAUCAGUUCAGCAAGUUCGCUCGCUGGGAUGCUUCGUGCUUUCAUAUGCUCUACCCAGACGGGACUACCGCAAUCCGCCAUGACCAGGAAAGAGAUGCUCCCGAGAUCGACCGUCUGCACCUCCGUCAGCUGCUCCUGGAGUCGAUUCCGGCGCACAAGAUCCGGUGGGGUCAUGCUGUCAGGGCCGUCGAAAGGAGAGAAGCCGAUGGCAGUCAAGCUGGUAGUGAAGAUGGUGAUAUAGUCAUUCAUUUCCUGAAUGGAACCAUUGCGUCUGGAUUUCGGUUGGUAGUGGGGGCAGACGGGGCUUGGAGUAAAGUGCGCCCUUUGAUAACGGCAGCGAAGCCCGUAUACUCAGGCAAAAUGUUCAUCGAAGGCCGCUUAACACAUGACAACCCUGGCUACGCCAUCGCCAAAGAGCUCGUGGGCCCCGGAAGCAUGUUCGCAGCCGGGCACCACAAGAAGCUGGCCGUGCAGCGAGUCUCAAACGGUACAUACCGUGUAUACUUCGGGCUGCAAGCCCCCGAAGACUUCUAUCACCACCGCGAGUGCAGCAGCGGACCCUCCGGGGACGAAGAUCGCAACAACCGCACGGAGCAACUGCGCAGCCUGCUACUCUUGUCGGACGAAUACUUUGCCACCUGGGGGCCGCAGCUGAGAAAGUUCGUCGAGACCGCGGAGGGGCCCUUCCGUGCCUGGCCGCUGUAUCGGAUGGACCCCGAGAAGCUUUGCUGGAGUGGAAAGACCCCCGGGUUAACGUUGCUGGGGGAUGCAGCGCAUGUCUCGACACCAUUUGUGGGAGAAGGUGUCAAUUGCAGCUUGUAUGACGCUGUCGUGCUGGCUGAUAGCAUUGUCAAGCAUUGCGGUGACGGUGCGGGAUUCGAUAGUUCGAGUGCAGAAAAGUUGAACCGUGCUCUAGAGGAAUAUGAGGAAGACAUGUUAGCGCGAGGACGAGAUCUGAUUGAGCGCAGCACGGCGAUGGAGAAGGUAUUCUUCUCUGAGGACGCGGUGACAGGAGUUCUCGAGUUCUUCAAGAGUUUCAGUGAGAAGUCUGAGUAGAGACAUGGGUGG